Iphiclides podalirius (scarce swallowtail) is the source of this 249-nucleotide messenger RNA. The record is from the annotation of a GenBank genome assembly. Lineage: Eukaryota; Metazoa; Arthropoda; Insecta; Lepidoptera; Papilionidae.
AUGGGCUACGGGGGCGGCAUUUCGGAGGCGCCGCUGUGCGAGAGCGGCGAGGCGGAGCUUUGCAAAGGAGGCUUCGCGGGAUACCCCCGCUACGAGCUCGGCUACAGAGCGCCCCACGCCUACGUCAACCACAACUACCAGCACGAGCCAGCGUCCCCUGCACCCGAGCUUGGGGGUCUCCUGGGUGCAGGCGUCUCCGUACCAUUGGCCGUUCCAGGUCACGACGCGCAGUACUGGUCGCGCCUACAG